UGUCUGUGCCUUUACUAUCACAGAUAUGAUUGGUUAUUUUUAAGAGAUUUUUACUACGUACUUACAAGCGUCGUUUCAAUUGGAUGGUGUUGUUGAUGUUACUCAAAAACAACAAAUGUUUCCACCUUCUCUUUCCACAUCUUGCAUUCUACAUUCAAAACAAAACUGUGUUGUCUCCAGUUCGGUGAAAAUACGCGCAAUGGCUGAAAAACGAGCGUUUGAAGAGCUCCAGUCGCUGCAAAUAGAAUUUUCCUAUCCGGAAAAUGAUCAGAAUGAUGAAGAGAACGAAAUCGACAAGGACGUUUCAGAGAAAUCUCAACAUAUCAGUGAUUUUCUUUUUGCCUCAGCUUUGCGCCGGUUCGGAAGCGUCCUCUUGGAAAAAAGUCAAACCCCGCAAGUAAGAAAACAAAAAUCAAAUGCGGCAAAAGAAAUCAUAAUGUAUUUCUUGGUGGAGACUGGAAUGGAAAUCACAGAAAAACAAAUUAUGAAGAAAGUAAACAACAUGAAGGCCCGAAUAAAAGCAAAAACCGAUAAAAAGGCUACCGGAAACCGCCAAAUUUGUCUGAAUCCAGGAGAAAAAAUUAUUUAUGACCUCCUAGGAGCUGAAGAAAACCCAGCAGUAUCAAAGGUGAACUACGGGAUAUCGGUUGGAGCUAGGAAAACGGGCCUGAAGGAACGCAACGAUAUAGCGGGCGAGGGCUCAUCGCAAUUCUCCGCCAUGGUUGCCGCAGAACCGAAAAACUCUUCAUUACUUCCCAACCCGUUAGUGACUGCAACAGAUGAAAAGUUUUCUCCUCCUCUACCAAAGGGUAGACGUUUGAAGAAAACGACUGGAUCCGAACUAUCAGAACCUCGAUCAGAGCUUGAAAGUUUCUCGACAAUCCAACUACAGCGGAUGGUCUUGAUGAGGCAGCUUGAAAUGCUCGACCAGCAGAAGCACAUAAAUGAGAAGCUGGAGGUUGUGCUAGAUAAAGCUGGAGGAAUGAUUGACCGCUAUUCAGAGUGAUGUGCAUCAUAUUUAUACCAACACGCGAAAAGGGCGUAAGUGCAAAUGAGAGCCUCUGAAAGUUUACUUUCUCUUUCGAUUAUUACGGCUUUAUCAUAGAACCUCCCAAUGUUUUUUCAG
Messenger RNA from Topomyia yanbarensis, 1126 nucleotides. RefSeq lists its product as uncharacterized. The record is from RefSeq and is a predicted model, not a curated record. The transcript is spliced from 3 exons. The coding region runs from base 116 to 1006 and encodes 296 amino acids. Lineage: Eukaryota; Metazoa; Arthropoda; Insecta; Diptera; Culicidae.